CUUCCCAUAGCGAAGAGCGGGAAGGUGUCCCAAGAGUAAAAGUCACUGGUCUUCGCUUUGAAACCUUCGAAACUCUCCAUCUAGGAAACUGCCCGCUGGAGGCGCCAGACAGUGCGCAAAACCAGCAUGAGGGAAGGAACCGCGAUUGCCGGUUCAGGAUUCCGGAUUGCCGUUACCACCAUUCCAUUUUGUGUUUUCCUGUUUUUAAAACUUGCACAAGAAACGGGCAGGAAAGCCAGCCAAUGGAAAUCGCUGUCAGGAAACGCUGUACUUGUUGAAUUUCUACAUCUCUCACAAAGCUUCUCUAGUAUCUACAGAGGAGCCCUGCCGAAUAAAAGGAGGCAACACAAUGCUAGAAAGCAUAGGAGGUUCUCUUGCAGGUUUCUGCUAUCAGUUGAGGUGGUGCUGUGGUAGCGCAGGAGAGGCACUGCAGAGAUGGGGUGCUGAGAAUGGUGUUAAAGCCUGGAGAGGAAAGAUGCUGAUGGCAAGAACAUUCUGUGAAGAGUUCAAGGAGAAGUGCCCAGUAUGUGUUCCCUGUGGACUGAAGUUGGCUGAGAAAACCCAGACUGCUAUUGUCAGACACUUUGGUCUUCAGAUCCUGGAGCAUGUGGUGAAAUUCCGAUGGAACAGUAUGGGUCGGCUUGAAAAAGUCUAUUUGAAGAACAAUGUCAUGGGACUCAUAUCCAACGGUACCCAGCCAAUUUUAGAGGAAGAAAGUCACAUUAAGGAUGUUCUUUCUCGCAUUGUAGUGGAGAUGAUCAAGCGUGAAUGGCCCCAGCACUGGCCUGAUAUGUUAAAGGAGUUGGAUGCGCUCUCCAAACAAGGGGAGACACAGACAGAACUGGUGAUGUUUAUACUUCUGCGCUUGGCGGAAGAUGUGGUGACCUUCCAGACACUACCAGCCCAGAGACGACGGGACAUCCAACAAACUCUCACCCAGAAUAUGGAGAAGAUCUUUAGCUUCCUUCUCAAUACCCUGCAGCAGAACGUUAACAAAUACAGACGCAUGGUUGAAGUGCCCCAAGAGCAAGAUGCCCUCUCUUCUCCACAGAAGAUGGAUGCAUCUCAGGAACCCAAAGCACAAGCAAAUUGUCGAGUGGGGAUAGCAGCUCUUAAUACUCUGGCUGGCUACAUUGACUGGGUGGCUAUGAGCCACAUCACAGCAGAUAACUGCAAACUCCUGGAAAUGCUGUGCCUGCUCUUGAAUGAGCCAGAGCUCCAAGUGGGAGCAGCAGAGUGCCUCUUGAUUGUGGUCAGCAGGAAAGGAAAACUGGAGGACCGCAAGCCCUUGAUGGUUUUGUUUGGAGAUGUUGCCAUGCAUUAUAUCCUCUCUGCUGCCCAGACAGCAGAUGGUGAAGGCCUGGUAGAGAAGCACUAUGUUUUCUUGAAGAGACUUUGCCAAGUCUUGUGUUCUUUGGGCAGCCAGCUGUGUGCACUGGUGAUCUCUGAGUCAGAUGUGGAAACACCAGCCAACUUUGGGAAAUACCUUGAAUCAUUUCUCGCAUUCACAACUCAUCCCAGUCAGUUUUUACGCUCUUCUACACAGAUCACAUGGGGAGCUCUUUUUCGACAUGAAGUCCUGUCACGUGAUCCUCUGUUGUUGGCUAUGAUCCCAAAGUAUCUCCGGGCAUCUAUGACUAAUCUAGUGAAGGUGGGUUUUCCUUCCAAGACGGACAGUCCCAGUUGUGAAUAUUCUCGCUUUGACUUUGACAGUGAUGAGGACUUUAAUUGCUUCUUCAACUCUUUCCGUGCCCAACAGGGAGAGGUGAUAAGGAUGGCGUGUCGCCUGGACCCUCGGACUGGCUUCCAGAUGGCUGGGGAGUGGUUGAAGUACCAGUUGUCCACUCCUGUUGAUAUUGGAGCCAUGAACUCUAAAACUGGUGAAGGCCUCUGCUCCAUAUUUUCUCCUUCCUUUGUACAGUGGGACGCUAUGACCUUUUUUUUGGAGAGCAUCAUUAGCCCAAUGUUCCGAACUCUAGAUAAGGAAAUCCCAGUGACUGAAGGCAUAGAACUGCUGCAGCUUGUCCUGAGCUUUGAAACAAAGGAUCCCCUCAUCCUGUCCUGUGUCCUUUCUAAUGUCUCGGCACUCUUUCCAUUUGUAACUUACAGGCCAGAAUACUUGCCAGAAGUUCUUUCCAAGCUUUUUGCCUCUGUUACCUUUGAGGUCGUAGAAGAAAGUAAGGCCCCAAGAACCCGUGCGGUGAAGAAUGUGAGGAGACAUGCCUGCUCCUCAAUCAUCAAGAUGUGUCGAGACUACCCUCAGCUUGUCUUGCCAAACUUUGACAUGCUAUAUAACCAUGUGAAACAGCUGUUAUCCAAUGAGCUACUCCUAACCCAGAUGGAGAAGUGUGCUCUCAUGGAAGCCCUAGUCCUUAUCAGCAACCAGUUCAAGGAUUACCAGCGGCAGAAGCUUUUCUUGGAGGAGCUCCUGUCUCCUGUUUCUACAAUGUGGCUGUCUGAUGAGAUGAAGAGAGUCCUUAUGAAUCCUGAAGAUUUUAUCCGCUAUGUUGGUGCCGAUAACAAACUUGCAGAUCCAAUCAUGGAAGAUCCCUGUGGCUUGAACCGUUCUAGAAUAAGCUUUUGUGUGUACACCAUUCUGGGAGUUGUAAAACGUGCUCGCUGGCCUGCUUCCUUGGAAGAGGCGAAGGCUGGAGGAUUUGUGAUUGGAUACAUGGCUAAUGGCACUCCAAUGUACCGUAACCCCUGCUCUAUGCAGGUCCUGGAACUUCUCGACAACUUGCUUGCUCUAAUAAGGACGCACAACAAUCUGUAUAUGCCUGAGAUGGUGGCUAAAUUGGGGGACACUUUUGCAAAGGCCUUAGACAUGAUGGAAGUUGAGAAGAAUGGCAUCCUAGGCCUUCCUCAACCUCUGUUGGAGCUUUAUGACUCUCCUGUUUUCAAAACAGUUCUAGAAAGGAUGCAGGGUUUUUUCUGUACCUUGUAUGACAACUGUUUUCACAUUCUGGGGAAUGCUGGCUCAUCAAUGCAGCAAGAUUUCUACACUGUGGAUGGCCUAGCAGCUGAGCUACUCAACUCUGCCUUUGUCAAUCUUAACAACAUCCCUGACUACAGACUCCGCCCUUUGCUUCGUGUGUUUGUGAAGCCUUUGGUCCUCUCCUGCCCACCUGAACACUAUGAAUCUCUUAUCUGUCCUAUACUUGGACCACUCUUCACGUACUUACAUAUGAGGCUUUCCCAGAAAUGGCAGCUCAUCAAUCAGCGGAGUCUGCUUUGUGAUGAGGAAACAGCAGAUGAUAACCCAGAGUCCCAAGAGAUGCUGGAAGAGCAGCUGGUCAGGCUGCUCACCCGAGAAGUCAUGGAUUUAAUCACUGUUUGCUGUGUCUCAAAGAAAGGCGCUGAGCAUAAUAAUGCUGUUGCUGCAGAUGGAGAUGAUGAGGAGAUGAUGUCCACAGACGUGUCCCCACCAUCCAGUUCUGAGCUCACCGAAUUGGGAAAGUGUUUGAUGAAACAAGAGAAUGUCUGCACUGCUCUGCUGAUUACAGCCUUCACAUCCCUUUCCUGGAAAGAUACUUUGUCCUGCCAAAGAACUACCACACAACUCUGUUGGCCACUGCUUAAACAGGUGCUCACAGGAAAUUUGAUCCCUGAUGCAGUGACCUGGUUUUUCACAAGUGUGCUGAAAGGAUUGCAGAUGCAUGGGCAGCACGACGGUUGUAUGAUAGCUCUUGUUCAUUUGGCUUUCCAGAUCUACGAGACUUUGCGCCCACGCUAUGCUGAGCUGAAGACAGUGAUGGAACAGGUUCCAGAAAUUCAAAAGGAACCCCUGGAGCAAUUUGAUUCCAAGCUGCUCAACCCAACACUGCAGAAGCUGACAGACAAGCGCCGGAAGGACCAUUUCAAACGCCUAAUUGCAGGCUGCAUAGGGAAACCCCUAGGGGAGCAAUUCCGAAAGGAAGUUCACAUCAGAAACCUCCCAUCACUUUUCAAAAAGGUGAAACCACCCCUAGAGGUAGACUUACUGGAUAACAGUGAAGAUGGAACCCUCAUUGCACUCUUUGAGCCAUAAGCUCAGGACACUUCUUCUACCACUUUCUCCCUUUGCCUCUUGUGUCCCUGCACAGUGACUUUUUGUCUCCUCCUGAGCCUGGAUAGACUAGCCUUAUUGCAGAGGAGAAAGGAUGUGAACUAAAAAUGUUGUCCAGUCUGAUUUUUCACAGCUCCACAACUUUAUUCACAAUUUAUUUUUCUUUGGAUAGAGUCCAGCCAUUACAUAUGGAGGCCUUGGUUUAGUUAACCCCCAGAUAUCUUUGGGCCAGCUCUUUAAAAACUUGCCUUCACACAUGCACACAAUGCUUUCCCAGUGAAAAGAGCAUUCUAUCAAUCCCCAGUAUGUCUUUCAUAUUUCAUUCAGGAUAUCCUCACCACGGCUGCCUCAACAUGACACUAACAGGACUCAUUCUGUUAACGCUUUGGAAAGGCUCAGUUUUUCUGGGAUAACACAGGUAUCCCUACUGAGCAUUUCUGCACUCCGAAGUCUCCACUGAUUUUAUUUUUAAAUUGUGUGUCUCUAGAGAAGUAGCACUUGAUCACAUAUCCCACCAAACAAGAGAUCAGGGACUGGUAGGAAGCUUAUUUCGUUGUCAGUUUAGCUCAGCCAUGUUUCAGGCAGCCUAGAGUGAACCACUGUGUUUUGUCCUAGAAACAUUAUCAAAGUGAGCCUUCUAGGUCCAAAUCCAGUUUCAGCAGUCAGAAGCCUGACUCUUCUAGAAAUCAGACCCAGGGCUACUUUCUGCUGGUCUGGAACACUAAAGAGCAACAUUCUUAUAAAAGGCUAAAAUUCUGCAUUUGAGCGUACAUAAAAUGGCAGAGUUCUGGAUCAUUCUCUAGAAUAUGCAAUGUUAGUUCAAAAUAAUUCCAAGUUGUGCCUUACGGUAGACUUGGGUUUGCUUGUGCAGGAUAAGAUACUUCAAUUAAAACUAUGCCAGAUUUUGACAUUUGAGUCAGAAGUCAGUGCUAACUGCCUGAUAACUAAAGGUCUUUGCUCAGCUACAGUACUUUGACUAGCAAACUGAAAAUUAUAUUUCAGAAGGCUUUGGUGGGGGCAUAGACCUGCUGAUGCAGGCAGGAAAGCUUGGAGGAAAUGAGCGUUACAAUUGUAUUCAGAUUCUUAGUUAUAGCCUGACUUCACUCAGACAUCUUCCUUGCUGUUUUGUGUCACCUCUAGUAUUUACCUCCAUGAAACUUUAAUAAAAAUAAAUAUCUAAUGACAAAUAGCUUUAGAGCCUAGGCUGUCUGUAUUUAUUGUGUCAAUUAUAACUUUAACUUUCUGUGGCCAUGAUAGAAACAUUAAUUAACAUUAAUUUGAGGGGGGAUUGUACAGAUGUUCUGUUUGAAGAUCUCUUUGAACAGAUUGUGAUACACUUAAUGAAUGUCAGUAAAGGUCUGUUUUUAUACAUGUA
Hemicordylus capensis (graceful crag lizard) is the source of this 5420-nucleotide messenger RNA. It is a transcript of the gene XPO5, whose product is annotated as exportin 5. Gene Ontology annotation, cellular component: cytoplasm; nucleus; RNA nuclear export complex. Bases 350 to 4027 code for a protein of 1225 amino acids. NCBI's taxonomy places the organism in Eukaryota, Metazoa, Chordata, Lepidosauria, Squamata, Cordylidae. The record is from RefSeq and is a predicted model, not a curated record. The transcript has 33 exons. Gene Ontology annotation, biological process: RNA export from nucleus; protein export from nucleus. Gene Ontology annotation, molecular function: small GTPase binding; nuclear export signal receptor activity; RNA binding.